GACUUCCGACGGAGAACCGGAGAAGAGAGGAACAAGAAAAAGGCAAAAUUGGCCCUUCUGUGCUCUUCAGUCUUCGCCAAUCGAUUCCAUAAGCCCCAUAAACCCCUAGUUCACUUUGCUCCGAGAGACUUUUCUUAGAACAUUUGCCAAUUGCGAGGGAUUUCGUACUAUUCAUUUCAGAGAGCUCUCAUUAAUGGCUUCGGCAAAGGUUGACAAUCGAGGUUCAUUGGGUUCGAAAAGGUCCCGCAAUGAUGGUACAAGGAAUGAUGGUGAUUGGACUUGCCCACAAUGUGGGAAUGUGAACUUCUCUUUCAGAACCGUUUGCAAUCGAGGAAAAUGUGGGGCUGCCCGGCCACCCUCUACCCCUCAGAGAAUGGGGUCAGCUCCUGUCCCUAGCCCCUUCAACAAUGCCCCUCCUUAUUAUCUUGGAGGAGUUGGGGCACCUCCGCCUAUGCCACUUGGGAUGCCUAGCAGCUAUGGGCUUCCAUUCUCACUAUCUGGAAUGCGAUAUGACUAUGGAGCACAUGGGAGUGCAACAGGGCCGUAUGGUCUUAUGUCUGCAUAUCCACCUGGACCGUUGGGAGGUGUGGCUUAUGGUCCUGGAUCUGCUCUGGAUGGAUAUGGUUUUGGCUAUCGGGGAUCUCCUUUGCCAAUGCCAGGUUCAUGGUCUGGGGGAGGUUUACCUGAUAACAGUGCCUCUCGGAAACGUCGUGGAGGACCAGAUGGUUUAUCCGAAGGGGAUUGGGUUUGUCCAAAAUGUGACAAUGUUAACUUUGCCUUCAGAACCACAUGCAACAUGAAAAAAUGUGGAGCUCCACGACCAUCUUCUGGUCCAAAUCAGUCAGAUUCGGGUGUCCCAGAAGGCAGCUGGACUUGUAGCAAAUGUGAGAACCUCAACUAUCCUUUCCGAACAGUAUGUAACCGGAAGGGUUGCGGGAAUGAGAAACCAGCUACAGCAAAGUAGUACAUCACUUUAAUUCCGGUUGGUAGCCACUCUACAAGCUUGUUGGUGCGUGCAAUUCCAAGGGUUGAGGACAUUUCAAAAUGACGGUGGUUUGGAAAUUGGAGAUAGCUGACUAUAAAAAUGUCUUUAAUUCUGGCAUGAUCAUCCCUGAGUUCUAGGUUUUUGAUUUUUCUCAUUUCUUUUGCUAAACAAAGUGCCUAAGACAUGUUCUGCAACUAGUGAUGCCUUGAAUUUCCUUCAGCGGUGGGAAUAUGUCUGGACUUCCAUUUAUGUUUAUGGAAGCAUGUCAUAUUACACUUCUAAUUUAUAGUUGAGAGAAAAUGUUUCUGUCUUCUGGUAGUAAGUCUAUUCGGCAGUUAUAUUUUGCACGCGCUGCGUAGUUAGCAACAUGUAAUCUUCUAUAAAUUAUCUAUUCUAGGUGAGCAAUCAAUUGAAAUGUACAUUGAGAUUUCAUGGAAGGUAUCUUUUAUUACAAUAUAUUUCAUGGGUGACACUGGUGCCUUUUGUACCAGCAUGUUGACAAUCUAAAAA
Molecule: messenger RNA, 1495 nt
Organism: Macadamia integrifolia
Lineage: Eukaryota; Viridiplantae; Streptophyta; Magnoliopsida; Proteales; Proteaceae
Product: ranBP2-type zinc finger protein At1g67325-like
Exons: 8
Coding region: 194-964 (256 amino acids)
Source: RefSeq, a predicted model, not a curated record